CGCCACGUGUCGCGGCGGCUGCGCAGGCGGGGCGGGGCGGCCGGGCCGGCGGCGCGGGAAGAUGGCGGCCGGGAUCCGGGAGAAGCAGACAGUGGCUUUGAAACGUAUGCUGAACUUCAAUGUUCCUCCUGUUAAAAACAGCACAGGAGAACCAGUAUGGAAGGUUCUUAUUUAUGACAGAUUUGGCCAAGAUAUCAUCUCACCUUUGCUGUCAGUGAAAGAGCUGAGAGAUAUGGGGAUCACUUUGCAUCUGCUUUUGCAUUCAGAUCGGGAUCCUAUUCCAGAUGUUCCAGCCAUUUACUUUGUAAUGCCAACAGAAGAAAAUAUUGACAGAAUGUGCCAGGAUCUUCGAAACCAGCUUUAUGAGUCUUAUUAUUUAAACUUUAUUUCUGCCAUUUCAAGAAGUAAACUGGAAGAUAUUGCAAAUGCUGCUAUAGGUGCUAAUGCAGUAACUCAAGUGGCUAAGGUGUUUGAUCAAUAUCUUAAUUUCAUUACUUUAGAAGAUGAUAUGUUUGUAUUGUGUAACCAAAACAAAGAACUUGUUUCAUACCGUGCCAUUAACCGACCAGAUAUAACAGACACAGAAAUGGAAACUAUAAUGGACACUAUUGUUGAUAGUCUCUUCUGUUUUUUUGUUACACUUGGCGCUAUACCUAUAAUCAGAUGCUCAAGAGGAACUGCAGCUGAAAUGGUGGCAGUGAAAUUGGAUAAGAAGCUCAGAGAAAAUCUAAGAGAUGCCAGAAACAGUCUUUUUACAGGUGACACACUUGGAGCGGGCCAGUUCAGCUUCCAAAGGCCCUUAUUAGUCCUUGUUGACAGAAACAUAGAUUUAGCAACUCCUCUACAUCAUACUUGGACAUACCAAGCUUUAGUGCAUGAUGUGCUGGAUUUCCAUUUGAAUAGAGUUAAUUUGGAAGAAUCAGCAGGAACAGAAAGUACUCCAGCAGGUGCUAGACCUAAGAAAAAAAAUAAGAAGUCCUAUGAUUUGAGUGCAUCUGAUAAAUUCUGGCAAAAGCAUAAGGGCAGUCCUUUUCCAGAGGUGGCUGAGUCUGUUCAGCAAGAACUAGAAUCUUACAGAGCCCAAGAAGAUGAAGUCAAAAGACUUAAGAGUAUCAUGGGCAUUGAAGGGGAGGAUGAAGGAGCAAUAAGUAUGCUUUCAGAUAAUACAGCUAAGCUAACUUCAGCUGUCAGCUCUCUUCCAGAACUUCUGGAAAAGAAGAGGCUCAUUGAUCUUCAUACAAAUGUUGCAACAGCUGUUUUGGAGCACAUAAAGAGUCGAAAGCUGGAUGUGUAUUUUGAAUAUGAGGAAAAAAUAAUGAGCAAAUCCACACUGGAUAAAUCUCUUCUGGACAUGAUCUCUGACCCAGAUGCGGGAACUCCUGAAGACAAAAUGCGAUUAUUUCUCAUCUAUUACAUAAGCUCAGCUCAGGCACCUUCAGAGAUUGAUUUGGAGCAGUAUAAAAAGGCGUUGAUGGAUGCAGGGUGUAAUCUCGCUCCUUUGAGCUACAUAAAACAAUGGAAAGCUUUCACUAAGAUGGCUUCAGCUCCAACCAGCUAUGGAAACGCUACGCCUAAACCUUUGGGUCUGUUUUCACGUGUUAUGAAUACGGGAUCACAGUUUGUCAUGGAAGGAGUGAAGAACUUGGUACUGAAGCAGCAAAAUCUGCCAGUCACACGUAUUUUGGACAACCUAAUGGAGAUGAAGUCAAACCCUGAGACAGAUGACUACCGGUAUUUUGACCCCAAGAUGCUACGAGGCAGUGACAGCUCAGUUCCAAGAAAUAAAAAUCCAUUCCAGGAGGCCAUAGUGUUUGUAGUUGGAGGAGGCAACUAUAUUGAAUAUCAAAAUCUUAUUGAUUACAUAAAGGGUAAACAGGGUAAACAUGUCCUGUAUGGCUGCAGUGAACUUUUUAAUGCUACACAGUUUAUGAAACAGUUGUCCCAGCUUGGCCAGAAAUAAGACUGAAACACCAUUACCUGGAUGGGAAUGUGACAACAGCGAAUUUUUGCAACAUUCAGAUAUCUUCGUAUCUUUAAUUUUAUCCUUGUAUUAAAACUUAAGCCCAUUUCAUUAAUAUGAUAACUUUAAAAAAAAUCUGUAAUUAAUACGGUGUAUAUCAGCAUUUCAGAAAUAAAACUUAAAACCUGC
This is a messenger RNA of Catharus ustulatus (Swainson's thrush), 2149 nucleotides long. RefSeq names its product sec1 family domain containing 1 (gene SCFD1). Lineage: Eukaryota; Metazoa; Chordata; Aves; Passeriformes; Turdidae. Bases 62 to 1960 code for a protein of 632 amino acids. The record is from RefSeq and is a predicted model, not a curated record. Gene Ontology annotation, biological process: intracellular protein transport; endoplasmic reticulum to Golgi vesicle-mediated transport. The transcript has 25 exons. Gene Ontology annotation, molecular function: syntaxin binding. Gene Ontology annotation, cellular component: Golgi membrane; cytosol.